CGGAGAACCUGACACCCCACAGACCGCCUCUGACCGCCGACCCGGGUCCGCCUGCAGCCGGGUCGUGGAUCAGGUUUUUGUCCUGGAUUUGACUCCCGGAUCCGGUCCAGCGGGAGGAGGAUCAGUCCGCAUCCUCCCAUCCUCCCAUCCUCCCAUCCUCCUCCUCCUCAGCUGCACCAGCGGAGCAUCUGAGGAGGACCCGGACCCGGACGGCAGCGGGGUUUUACUGGGCGCUCCUGGAUUCUGAGGGGACAUUUAAAACCCGUUUCUUUCUGGACUCGGUGCGUCCCGGUCCCGCAGCGGGUCUGGACUCGGUCUGGACUGUUAGAGGAGGAAUAAAUGGUGGUUUAGUCCUGCGGGAGUCUGAGGCCCAAACCCCGGCCCCCCUUUAGAGGAACGGUGGGUUUUCUGGACCAGGACGGUCUGUGUCAGAUCCCAGAUGAAGAUUCCCAAAAGGCGGAAAAGGAGCGGACGGUGCGCCAGAUAAAUGGCUCUUUUAAGCUGGGAGCUGCUCGUGUUCUGUCUGGCUGGCAGAUGCAGUGCCUAGUCCCCGGCCUCCAGGACAACGCCAACAUGAACGGGACGUCCGAGCAGGCCGACAUCCUGCCGCCAAACUGCAUGGUCAAAGACCGAUGGAAAGUGCUGAAGAAGAUCGGUGGCGGCGGGUUCGGGGAGAUCUACGAGGCUUUGGACCUGCUGACGCGGGAGAACGUGGCGCUAAAGGUGGAGUCGGCCCAGCAGCCCAAACAGGUGCUGAAGAUGGAGGUGGCGGUGCUGAAGAAGCUGCAGGGUAAAAACCACGUCUGUAAAUUUAUUGGCUGCGGGAGAAACGACAAAUUCAACUACGUGGUCAUGCAGCUUCAGGGUCGUAACCUGGCCGACCUGCGGAGGAGUCAGCCCAGAGGGACCUUCACCAUGAGCACCACCCUGCGGCUCGGGAAGCAGAUCCUGGAGUCCAUCGAAGCCAUCCACUCAGUGGGCUUCCUGCACCGCGACAUCAAACCGUCAAACUUUGCGAUGGGCCGACUACCCUCGACCUACAGGAAGUGCUACAUGCUGGACUUCGGUCUGGCGCGUCAGUACACCAACACCACCGGAGAGGUCCGACCGCCGAGAACCGUGGCGGGUUUCAGAGGGACGGUCCGAUACGCUUCAGUCAACGCUCACAAAAACAAGGAAAUGGGUCGCCAUGACGACCUGUGGUCAUUGUUUUACAUGUUGGUGGAGUUCGCUGUUGGACAGUUGCCAUGGCGAAAGAUCAAAGACAAGGAACAAGUCGGUCAGAUAAAAGAGCGUUAUGACCAUCGGAUGCUGCUCAAACACAUGCCUUCAGAGUUCAAUAUCUUCCUGGACCAUGUCCUGGCCCUGGACUACUACACCAAACCAGACUACCAGCUGCUCAUGUCAGUGUUUGAGAACAGCAUGAAGGAGCGAAUUAUCACCGAGAACGAGCCUUUCGAUUGGGAGAAGGGAGGCAGUGAUGUCACGCUGUCAACCAGUGCCUCCACCCAACCACAGCACAACACCCGACCCACCGCUGCCAUGGUGGGAGCCAUCGUGACGCCAGUUCCCGGAGAUCUUCAGCGGGAGAACACCGACGACGUUCUGCAGGACGAACAUCUCAGUGAUCAGGAGAACGCCCCUCCGGCCCCACCCAGUCGCCCCCCCGGGGAGACAGGGGUCUCGCACGCCGGGGAGCCAGGAGAGGCCUGGGAGGACACGGACUUCAACCGUAACAGACUCAGGAUCAGCCUGAACAAGGGGGCUCAGGAGGAGGAGUCAGGUCGGGGGGCAUGUCCAGUGUCGCCGAUUCGAGGUGGAGCCCCGGAGUCACCAACAGGUCAGGGUCGGUCCUUGCGGUACCGCCGGGUCAACAGCCCUGAAUCUGACCGCCUGUCUGCUGCCGAGGGCCGCGCCGACGCCUACGGACAGAGGUCCAGGAUGGACAUCCUUGGCUCUCCGUCCCGUCACGUUUACUCCUCCCAGCCGGCUCAGAUGCUGUCCGUUGACCCCGGUUGCCGUGGCGACCGUCAAGUCAGUGGCCGCCAGGAGGUGUCUGUGGCGUCCGUCGACCAGGAGGCGCACAGCAACGCCUUCAUCCGGUCCGUCCCGCUGGCCGAGGAGGAGGACUUUGACAGCAAAGAGUGGGUGAUCAUCGACAAAGAGGCAGAGCUACGAGACUUCCAACCAACCACGUCAGGAACCACCGACGAAGAGCCUGAAGAGCUCCGACCCCUGGAGGAUCAGGAGGAGCGGAGGAGGCUCAGGGCUGCAGGAGGGGAGCUGGUGGUUCGUCCGAAGACCCACACCAGGGAGAGCAGCCGAGGGAUGCUAACGCUAACGGAGGAGGAGGCGUCGAGGAGGAGCGGCGGGAGCCCCGCUCAGUCACCCUGCCACUCCCUGCCAUCGGGACGCCCCCGCCGGAGAGAGUCAGAGCCCACUGGACCUCAAAGACCGGUGUUGUCACCCACGGAGCAGAGCAUCCCGUUGCCGUCCUCCCCAGACUAUCGCACAAAGGGCCAGAGUGAUGAGAGGGAGCAUUUCCACAUCCUUCCUCAGCUCCAGGCCAAGAGGGCCGACUUCCUCACAGUCAUCCUAACCGGAACCUUGCCUCAGCGCCGGAGCUUUACCACGCCAGACGAAGAAGUCCCAGAAUGUCCAGGGCCAAAGGAUGAUGACGUCACGAAGAGCGAGUCCAACAGCGAGGCAAGUCAGAAGAGCACCGAACGUAGUCAGGACGCUGCGCCUUCAACACUCAUGGCUGAGGACCAAAGGGUCCAGAGAGAGCACGCCUCAGCUGCUGAUGCUGACCCUGACCUGGAAGACGCCUCCAAAACCCUUGUUCUCUUCUCACCCGGAGACACUCGCAAGUCUCCCUCUGGUGGUGAUCAUGGUUUAGAGGGUGAGUUGGCCACACCGUGUGCCCUCACUUUCCGUAACGACCGUCUCCUGGUUGGGGAGGCAAAUCAACCUGAACCCUCUGAGACCGGCCGUUUGUCCCCUGCUCUCAGGUCAGACCUGAGGCCGUCCACUCCCAUUGCUCCUGCAUCACCACCCUUCACCAAAGUUGAGCGCACUUUCAUCCAUAUUGCAGAGACAUCACAUCUCAAUGUCAUGUCUUCCAAUGGUCACUCUGCAAAGGAUAGUGACCGGGAAGUCUUGGCCAUCAUGAAGGUAUCAGCUGUAGAGGAUGACACCCAUGAGCAAGGGGCAGCACCAGUGACAGAAGAGUCUCCAGAGGAGCCUGUGCCAGACCAAACUACACCAGUUGACAAACACCCUAAUACUGAGAAUGGUCCAUCGGCUAUUCUGGCCCAGUCUUUGGAACCUGUUCCAGAAUCCAUGUCACCAGUUCAUGAACAUAAAGAUCAGUCACAGGAACCUAAGAAACAGCCAUCAUCCAGUGAAGAAGCUGCCAAGCUUCAGACAACCAGCUCGGAACUACCUGCUGCCAUAAAGCCCAGAAUCCGAAGCCGAAUCCCAGUACUGAUCUCUGAGGAGGACUCAGGCUCAGAGCAGUCUUCCUCCCUUUCGGCUCGCGCUCGGCUUCAGCAGCGGGCAAGGCAGCUGGACUUGGCCCGCCUGCUGGUCCAGAAGCAACAGGGUCGCUGGAUGAGGAGAAGGAUGCUGUCUGGGACAUCAUCAUCGUUAUCCUCUGGGGAUGAUGAGCGUCGGAGGGCUUCCGAAACUCUGUCCACCACUGGCUCAGAGGAGGACACACAUACCUCGGAUGAGUCCAGGAGGAGCUCCCGUCUCAAAACGACUGAAGAGCAAGGCUCCAAGGAGUGCAGGAGCAGGAUCCCAAGGCCCGUCACCCCCAUAAAGAGGACUUCAGUGGGGCUUGCCACUUCUGUUCCUUCUCCUCUCUCCUUGCCAGACUGCAGCACUACCAAAGGAGCAUCAUCUUUCACUAAUGGCAAUCAGAAAAUCGGACUAAGCACUCUCAGCACUCAACGGAAAUCCAAACCUGUCUCACCCAGGUCCUCCUCCUCAUGUCCCCGUCCCUCCGCUGCCCCUGCCCCGUCCGGCAGCCCUCGAAUGCCCCUGCGAGUCCUGUUCGGAACCCGACGCAGCCUUAGCUCCACCCACUGCCGGACUGACAGCCCCUCCCCUCAAAGAGCGUGUCCUUCCAGGCAGCCCCUCUCGGUUCGAGCCCCAACUGUCCCUGUGCUACCGCCCAGGACUACAACAACCAUGCGGCGCAGCGCCUCACAGGAAGCCACCGCCCAGACCUCCUCUGGCACCACGCCCGCCAGGAUCAGGCCGAAACCAGCUGGUGCGGCUAAGGGGAAGCCAAAUGCCAGGGAGAAGGCGGUGCCAGCUAGAUAAUACAAAGAGACUCAUUGCUGAGACAUGUUUGUGUAUAAUCAGUCUUCGGACAAGCUACGCCUCAAAGGUUCUCACCUGAUUCCAUUAGACUGUGAUGGUACAAUGACCUUCUUCAAUUCAUUUAAUGUAUACAGACCUCUUAUAUUUUCCAAGGACAGCUUACUAAACUAUCUUAAUGGGCUUCCAGUAAUCUUAGAUAGAUCUAUUAGAGAUGUUCCGAUACCAUUUUUUCCUUUCUGAUACCGAUUGAACUUUGCGGAUCAGGCGACACAGAGUACCGAUCCGAUACAUGUGCGUUAAAAUAUUUUUUAACAAACGUGAACUACUAAGCCGGUAUGAUUGCUAUCUUUGUUGUAUGGCCUGGCUCAGGUUAAACCCUCUGCCAGAAUCAGAAUCAUGACUUUGCUAUCCUAGGAAAACAAAUGGGAGACAGCUGGGAAAUAGCAGAGUCCUAUUCACGUAGUCACGUAGUAUCUGAUCGGUGCACAGAUGGGCACUCACCGAUACCACAUUUUAGGCAGCAUUGGAGGAAUUUCCAAUGCUGGUAUAGGUAUCGGAACAACUCUACUGACUGUCGUUCAGGAGCGUUGCUGCCAUGGUGCUAUGGAUACGUCUGCUGCUCCCUGGUCAAACCCCGAUUUAACUUGUUUCUGGAGCUGACAAUCGUGGCCUCCAACAGGUCCAGUUUCAGAGACUCUCACCUGACACAGUACUCCCAGCUUGUCCACAGCUAUAAUACUCUUCUAUUGAUAGUACCCUGCUUGGAUCACAUUGCAUGGUGACGUAUAUCACAAAUACAUUGAAUCUGUAGAAGGAAGACAACAUGUACAAAAAUCUGUACCCUUAAAUUAUUUGAUAUAGCUCUCCCCUCGCUAUUGGGAUAAACUGGCCAAACAGAAAUAUCAAAUUGGACUGGUUUGAAUGCCCAAACUAUGUUAAUAUGAUAAAAGGUAUCUAUAUCCUGUACUCAUUUUGGUCUUGGAUAAAGAGAAAAGUUGGAUGUGAACACAAAAUAAAUAGCUCGGCCGCUCGCCUCCUCCUCAUGGUGUGACAAUGGGCAUGCUUUAAUCAUUCUAUUUUCUGGGUGUUUUUAUUUUGUUUAUGCUCUGAAUUGUAUAUAAUAGAAUCAUUUCCCAUAAAGACAUCUUUAUUUUUUAUCUUGCCAAGCAAAAUGUAAAUUUCAAGUCUUCAACCUUCUGUUCCAAUGUGUUGGCACUAUGCCUGUUUUUUACGCAUGAGAAAAACAGGGUUAACCAUGAGAGGAAGUCAUACCUGCUUGGAUUCUGCUGACAGUGCAAAGGUCUGCUGGUUGUUGGGGCCCAUGUUGUGUUUGUACGGGGUCGAAGGGCACUGAGCUGUGAAGUAAAGUCUUGGUCAUGUGGAA
This is a messenger RNA of Dicentrarchus labrax (European seabass), 5713 nucleotides long. It is a transcript of the gene ttbk1a, whose product is annotated as tau tubulin kinase 1a. The coding region runs from base 535 to 4329 and encodes 1264 amino acids. The record is from RefSeq and is a predicted model, not a curated record. Gene Ontology annotation, biological process: signal transduction; peptidyl-tyrosine phosphorylation; peptidyl-serine phosphorylation. Gene Ontology annotation, cellular component: cytoplasm; nucleus. Gene Ontology annotation, molecular function: ATP binding; protein serine/threonine kinase activity. NCBI's taxonomy places the organism in Eukaryota, Metazoa, Chordata, Actinopteri, Moronidae. The transcript has 16 exons.